Molecule: messenger RNA, 3022 nt
Organism: Osmerus eperlanus (European smelt)
Lineage: Eukaryota; Metazoa; Chordata; Actinopteri; Osmeriformes; Osmeridae
Gene: mpp4a
Product: MAGUK p55 scaffold protein 4a
Exons: 22
Coding region: 195-2099 (634 amino acids)
Cellular component (GO): adherens junction; plasma membrane
Molecular function (GO): protein binding
Source: RefSeq, a predicted model, not a curated record
UUACAUGCUGCUUUCCCGUGGACGCUUUGUAGUAAAACCACGUACAUGUUGACACCGGUCCUGGCUUGGAACCUUUACCGAAAUAUAUUUGAAGGGAUGGUCAACAGCUGAAGUUGACCGCAGACAGAGGACCUCUGCGUGUGGACAUCAGGGAGGGACCCCUGCGGACUCUGGCAAGUGAGACCGGUGCCCUAAUGUUCACCAUGAGAGACGCGCUAGAAGCAGAGGAAGGCCCAGUCCACCAGCAACAUGAACAUGGCCUAAGUGAUGUUCUGCACAGAGUGGUGGAGGAGGUGAGGCAAGCGAUCAGCAGAGAUGUCAGUGGAGCAGAGCUGCUUCACAACCUGCUCAGCGCCCCCUGGCUGCAUGCCCUCCUCAAGGUGUAUGAGUGCCUCCUGCGGUUCCGGACUCUUCUGCCCAGCCCCGUCCUGCCUGAUGCCUCCAGCCUCUCCUAUGAGGUCCUGCUUAGUCUGAGUGCUGUCCCAAGCCCCUCUGCUGAAGCCAGGGAGCUGUUCAGUCUUCUGAGCAGCCCGCACCUGCAGGCCCUGCUCUCAGCCCACGACACGGUGGCUCAGUCUGACUAUGAGCCGGUGCUGCCUCCCCUCCCUGAUGACCUGCCUCAGGACGAGGAGGCCAUGAGAAUCGUCUGUCUGGUCAAGAACAAGCAGCCCCUGGGAGCAACUAUAAAGAAGGACGAGGAGACAGGAGAAAUCUUCAUUGCCCGGGUAAUCAAUGGAGGCUUAGCAGAUCGCAGUGGUCUUCUGCAUGCAGGAGAUUUGCUGGUGGAAGUGAAUGGAAGCCCGGUGGAGGGUCUAGACCCAGAGCAGGUCAUACAGAUAUUGAUCCAGUCUGAAGGAACUAUCUUGUUCAAAGUGAUCCCAAACACACCCCGGUCAACCAACAGCCAAACUAUGUUGCGUGUGCGGGCCAUGGCAGACUACUGCCCCCAGCAGGACCCUGCCAUCCCCUGCCCUGAUGCAGGCAUGGCCUUCAGCAAGGGAGACCUGCUGGAGAUUGUGGACCAGACUGACAUCCACUGGUGGCAGGCCAGGAAGCUUCCCAGCAUCACUUCCUGUGCUGGCCUCAUCCCCUCCACCAGCAUGCUCAAGAGCAAACAGAGGGAGCAGUGGUGGUGUCAGCCAUUUCAGGCUCACACCUGCUCCAAACCCUGCGUGAAAAUGCCUGAUGAUGGCAAAGAAGAGGACACAAAGGAUGCUGAUGACAAAUGUAUUAAAGCAGAUGAGGAAGAUUUUGAUUCUGAGGAUCUCAGAGAGGAGGAGGCUGAGUCAGAAAGCAGUGUGGAUGGCAUCUAUACCGCUGGUUUCCGGCGUAGCUUCCGGAUGUGGAGGAGGACGGCAUUCAGGAAGAGACGCCAGUCCUGCUACUCCUGCUCACCCAAUAGCAGGGUUCUUACCAACCCCUACGAGGAAGUGAUGACCUACCAGCGCCCCCCGCAGGACCCCCACCGCCUCAUCAUCCUCGUGGGUGCUUCUGGUGUGGGAGUGAACGAGAUGCGCAAAAGGCUGAUCACUCUCAACCCAACAACCUUCCAAGGACCAGUGCCUCACACAACACGUCCACCCAAAGAUGGAGAGGAGCCCGGGAGAGAAUACCACUUCAUCACCAAGGAGCUUUUUGAGGACAUGAUCUCCAACCACAAGUUCCUGGAGCAUGGGGAAUAUAAAGGCUACUCGUACGGCACUAGCUCUGACGUGGUCAAGGACGUGCUGAGCAGCGGCAAGAUGUGUUUGGUAGACGUCGAGCCACAUAAUGUCCAGUCACUGAGAACAAGGGACUUGAAGCCCUACGUCAUCUUGGUGAAGCCUCCCGGUACGGAGCGUCUCAAACUGACUCGCAGGGAGGCCCACGCACACAUCAUAACCAACUACAACACCAACCGGCCCUUCACAGACGAGGACUUUGCGGAGAUGGAGGUGACCACCAAGCUGAUUGAGUCUAGGUUCGGCCAGUUCUUUGACAGUGUCGUGGUAAACGACGAGCUCCAAGAUUCCUGCAUGCAGCUGUUCACAACCAUCCUGCAGGCCCAGGACGAGGCCCAGUGGGUCCCUGCCGGGUGGAUGAGCCCCGAGGAGCCAUGAACAGAACAAGGGAGAGGAUGGAGAGGAACGAUGAUGCUAUUUGGAGUGUCAUAAUUCGAUGGUAAAGGUGAUGACACACCCUGACUGCCUUCAUAAUUAUGUUCGACCACUGGUUCAAAGAAGGAAAUGUUUUGGGAUGACUAUGGAUAACUUAUUUAAUCGUAUGGUAAGCAUUUAAAUAGACUUGACCCCUUGACUUGACCAUGUGUCUUGAGAAUUGGUUUCAUAUGUGUGAUUAUGUGCCAAGCAGAUGAGCCUGUUUGGUGUGUUAUGUUUUGUGAUCACAGCAUAUAUUUAAAUCAGAUUCAGGUGAUACCAUUCUGAUACUGUACCAUGGACUUGUAAGGCAGUCUGCUCCUCUGGUAUUGAGAAGAACGGUUUGAUAACUGUCACUGUUCUGUGCACUAUCAUUUAUUCAAUUAUGUAAUAUACUGUAUUUGUCUCAUCUGAGUUAAGAUCUGAGGUUGGGUAGACUUGUGAAUAGUUGCAUUGUGUUCUGUUUGCAGUUACACUAAAUGGUAUGUAUGCCAGUAGCUUUUGUAAACCUAGUUGAAUAAAGCCUUGCAUUUGUUUAUAAACAGGUGUGUAUUUCCUUCAAUAAUACUAUGAGCUUACGCAGAACAAGUGCACUCCACACCAGACUAGUGUGUCCUGCAAUGUGAUCUCUGCCCGGCUAGUUAAUCCCCCUCCUGUGCAGAUGAAGGUCUAUGGGGGAUUUAGCUCUGGAUUAGGCCUCAGCCUCAGACCUGGUGUCGCCCCCGCCCCCGCCCGGUCCCACCUCCCCCCUCCUCUGUCCUACCACGCGUCCUGAGAGGGGGAGAAGCAGGUAAUUCAUUCACACUUUCUUCUCAGGGAUUGUUUGGGGGCCUUGUAUGUGAGAUGAACAGUGGGUGGGAAGUCAUGGCAUGAACAUAUCAAGCAGA